Messenger RNA from Carassius gibelio (silver crucian carp), 2092 nucleotides. Its product is annotated as TBC1 domain family member 20. The record is from RefSeq and is a predicted model, not a curated record. Gene Ontology annotation, molecular function: GTPase activator activity. Bases 198 to 1235 code for a protein of 345 amino acids. Gene Ontology annotation, biological process: endoplasmic reticulum to Golgi vesicle-mediated transport; positive regulation of GTPase activity. NCBI's taxonomy places the organism in Eukaryota, Metazoa, Chordata, Actinopteri, Cypriniformes, Cyprinidae. Gene Ontology annotation, cellular component: endoplasmic reticulum membrane. The transcript is spliced from 8 exons.
UUGAGUGACUCGCCGGUAAGCGUAAAGCUCGGUUGACGAGCAGUGAGCACUCACUCCACAUCUCGACGUCGAUCUGAGGAGAAUCAUAACCGUCACUUUCUUUUUGUUUUUACUGUCAGUUUUUAAAUUAAAACUAUCUCAUAAUCAUCAGAACAGUAUGCAUUUGAUAUCCUUAUUACUGUGAGUCGCUUUAAGGGAUGAAAAAAGCGAGGAAGCGACUGUCGGUGAGCGGAUCUCAAGCGUCUGUCAGGAAACAUGAAGAACAGUUACCCUGGAAGAAACAGAAGCUCCUGGACAUCCAUCAGGCCCUGAACAGUGACCCUGUGGACAUCGAGACCCUGCGGCGGGCGGCUGUGAGCGAAGGAGGUUUGCUGACGGAUGACAUCAGAAGAAAAGUUUGGCCCAAACUCCUCAGUAUCAAUGUGUACAGUCUGCCUGCCAAACCCUCCAAAGAUGACCGAGAAGACCACAAAGACUACAGACAGGUGGUGCUCGAUGUCAGGAGAUCAAUGCGACGCUUCCCGAAAGGCAUGCGUGUGGAUGAGAGAGAGGUUCUCCAGGAGCAGCUGAUUGACAUCAUCCUGGAUGUUUUGAGGAGAAAUCCUCAGCUGCACUAUUAUCAGGGAUAUCAUGACAUCGUGGUGACCUUCCUGCUGGUGGUGGGAGAGAAGAUGACCAUAGCAAUCAUGGAGAAACUGUCCAAUCAUCAUCUCAGGGAUUUCAUGGACCCCACCAUGGACAGCACAAAGCACGUCCUGAACUAUCUGAUGCCCAUUCUGGAGCGCGUGGACCGAGAGUUACACGACUUCAUGAUCAGGUCUGAGGUGGGCACUAUCUUCGCCUUGAGCUGGCUGAUCACAUGGUACGGUUACGUCCUGUCAGAUUUCCGGCAUGUUCUGCGGCUCUAUGAUUUCUUCCUGGCGUCUCACCCACUGAUGGCCAUCUACUUCGCCGCUGUGAUUGUGCUGUACAGACAGAAGGAAGUGAAGAGCAGCGAGUGUGAUAUGGCCAGCGUUCAUCACCUGCUGUCUCAGAUGCCUCAGGAUCUGCCGUACGAGGAUCUGAUUGGUCGAGCUCAGAGGCUGUUCAUGAGCUGCCCCCCCUCUCUGCUGACCCAGUCUGCAGCGCUUCAACCACGCAACAUAAGGAAACGAUUCCUCCGGCAUUCAGCGGGAACUGAAUUCGAGUCCCUCCGUGCUGAAAAAGCCAUCAGAGGAGAGAUCUGUCUUGUUUAAGAUCUCCCCGCGUCUGCUGUCGCCUAUGAAGAUUAAGAGCGAGAGAGAGACACAAAUGAGAAAAAGGAAGUGACAGAACUGAGGAUGAGGGGCAGCGAGAGAGACGGCAAUGAGAGAGAGACCUGUACAAAGACAGAAACGCUAUAGUGAGAGAGAAAGAGCAACAAACACAGACAGAGAGUGCAAGAAUGACUCCGUAUGCAAAUCAGGCCUGCAAUAAGGAAGCUCCGCCUCAAUGGGUUAUUAAAGCUCUGCCCUGAUUUGCAUAACCCCUCCCCCACCAGCAUCUGUGUCCUCACUGAAAGCAAAGAACAUACGUGUGUGUGUGUGUGUAUGAGUGAAAUGAGCAGCCUCUCUUGAGGCCGUGACCCGUGACCUUGAUCUCUAUUGUUCUGUUUGACCCUGUGGAGUGCUGUAAUGAGGAGUGACACGUACUCCCUAAUGGCUUUGACCCCCAAAUGUUCUUCAUUAAAACCCCCUGCACACCCCUCAAGCUAACACCCGGCCCUCCGCACGCAUCUGACUUCAUAAACGCAGCAACAUUAUAUUAUCACCGAGACUGAUGCUCUGAUCUCAGCGUUUGGGGUUUGUUAGCGCUGCCUGUUGCCCGUUUGAUUAGAUCUGGUGUGUUCAGGAAAGAAAAUACUGGAGGAGAACUAACAAGCAUCCGUGUCUUUUGUUGGAUGCUGAGAGUUUGUAGACCGAGGGUGUUUGUUUGUAUGCAGAUUGUGUGCUGUAAUUGUAGCUUUGUGUCUCACAGUUGCAUCUGUGUUUUGUAAUUGCGACUAUGUAUCUCACAAUUCUGAUUUUAUAUCUCCCAACUGCAUCUACUGUAUUUUUCAUAACUGUAGCUUUAU